Molecule: messenger RNA, 2338 nt
Organism: Cicer arietinum (chickpea)
Lineage: Eukaryota; Viridiplantae; Streptophyta; Magnoliopsida; Fabales; Fabaceae
Product: pyruvate decarboxylase 2
Cellular component (GO): cytosol
Molecular function (GO): pyruvate decarboxylase activity; thiamine pyrophosphate binding; magnesium ion binding
Source: RefSeq, a predicted model, not a curated record
AUAAUAAAGCAAAACAGAAACCGCCAGUUGUAUUGGAUCCAUUUCCCUUUCCAUUUCCCUUUCCUAGUAACUCCCACUGUCUUCCUCUUAACCACUUUUCAGUCUUUCACUUUCUCAACACACAUAAACCUUCUCGUAUAUAAUAUAACACCGCCUCUUCUCAUUUCUAACUUCAACUUCAAAACCUUCAACAGCAACUUCAAAACCUUCAUAUUUCUUUUUUUGAAUAGUCAUCACUGAUCACAAUACAACAUGGACACGAUGUUAGGCUCAUUAGAGUCAACCAAGCCACCAAGCAACGACAUCGUUUCAUGCCCAAAAGCAAACAGCACAGCCGCGAUCCAGCCUUGCACAAUUGUUUCCUCCGCCGAAGCUACCCUAGGCCGCCACUUAGCACGGAGGCUAGUACAAAUCGGUGUCACCGACGUAUUUUCCGUUCCCGGCGACUUCAAUCUCACACUACUCGACCACCUCAUCGCCGAACCUGAGCUCAACUUAAUCGGCUGCUGUAACGAGCUCAACGCUGGAUACGCCGCCGACGGUUACGCUAGAUCGCGCGGCGUCGGAGCGUGUGUUGUUACUUUCACUGUUGGUGGUUUAAGUGUUAUUAAUGCUAUAGCUGGUGCUUAUAGUGAGAAUUUGCCGCUGAUUUGUAUUGUUGGUGGACCUAACUCUAAUGAUUAUGGAACUAAUAGGGUUCUUCAUCAUACUAUUGGCUUAUCUGAUUUUAGCCAAGAAUUGAGGUGUUUUCAAACUGUUACUUGUUUUCAGGCUGUGGUGAAUCACUUGGAAGAAGCUCACGAGUUGAUUGAUACAGCAAUCUCAACUGCACUGAAAGAGAGCAAGCCUGUUUAUAUAAGCAUUAGCUGUAACUUGCCUGCUAUUCCUCACCCCACUUUCACUCGUGACCCUGUCCCUUUUUCACUCUCUCCCAAAUUGAGUAACCAACAGGGGUUGGAAGCAGCAGUUGAGGCAGCAGCAGAGUUUCUUAACAAAGCAGUGAAACCGGUACUAGUAGCCGGUCCUAAACUGAGGGUGGCGAAUGCAUCCGAUGCCUUUGUUGAACUGGCUGAUACAAGUGGUUACGCACUUGCUGUGAUGCCAUCAGCUAAAGGGAUGGUCCCGGAGCACCAUCCUCAUUUCAUUGGAACUUAUUGGGGUGCUGUUAGUACUGCAUUUUGUGCUGAGAUUGUGGAAUCAGCUGAUGCAUACUUGUUUGCUGGUCCCAUUUUUAAUGACUACAGCUCUGUCGGGUAUUCGCUUCUUCUCAAGAAAGAGAAGGCAAUUAUUGUACAGCCUGAUCGGGUUGUGAUUGCUAAUGGACCUGCAUUUGGAUGUGUGUUGAUGAAGGAUUUCCUCAAGGCGCUUUCGAAGCGUCUCAAACACAACAAUGCUGCAUAUGAAAACUACCAUAGGAUUUUUAUCCCAGAUGGUAAACCUUUGAAGUCUGCACCAAAAGAGCCUUUGAGGGUUAAUGUUAUGUUCCAACAUAUACAACAGAUGCUGUCCAGUGAAACAGCUGUGAUUGCUGAGACAGGGGACUCAUGGUUUAACUGUCAAAAGCUGAAAUUGCCUGAGGGAUGUGGGUAUGAGUUUCAAAUGCAAUAUGGCUCAAUUGGAUGGUCCGUUGGUGCAACUCUUGGCUAUGCACAAGCGGUCCCGGAGAAGCGAGUGAUUGCUUGCAUUGGUGAUGGAAGCUUUCAGGUAACUGCUCAGGAUGUAUCAACAAUGCUGCGAUGUGGACAGAAGACCAUCAUCUUCCUGAUAAACAAUUGCGGAUACACAAUUGAGGUAGAAAUUCAUGAUGGACCAUACAAUGUUAUCAAGAACUGGAAUUACACUGGAUUAAUUGAUGCAAUUCACAAUGGUGAAGGAAAAUGUUGGACUACCAAGGUAGUGUGUGAAGAGGAGCUAGUUGAAGCAAUUGCCACUGCAACAGGACCAAAGAAAGACUGCUUAUGUUUCAUUGAAGUGGUUGUUCACAAGGAUGACACCAGCAAAGAGUUGCUUGAGUGGGGAUCCAGGGUCUCUGCUGCCAAUAGCCGUCCCCCAAAUCCUCAGUAAACUUCAGAAUCAUCCUAUUGCUGCUACAUUGCUGGAAUUGCCCUUUGACUCUAAAUACUGAGAACCCUUUUAGAUGUAUAAUAAUUGUACGGAAUUCACUUUUGUUGUUGGCUUUCUGGUUUAUGUAACUGAGUCUACUUGUUUGCAUAAAUUCAGGCACUUGAGAUAAAUGGCAUCCAUCACUGUUUUUAUUAAUAUUAAUAUUGUAAUGUUGUAAUUAGUAUUGUAUUACUUUGAUACUUCAAGAUUCUUUAGCAUAGUUUUUUUUUCUUCU